UUUUGAUCAACAAAUUGAUUUUAUUAUGUUGACAAAAUAAUUUAACAAUUGAUAUUGUCGUAAAUACAAAGUAUUAUAACAUAAUAGAUGACAGAUAAUAUAUCUUAAACAUAGUAAAUUGUAGAUAAAUAAAUAUAAUAAUAAAACGUGUUUUGUGGGGCUUGCGCAUGGGUUAUAACAUAUUAAAUUAUAAUUAAAAAUUUCUUAUAUUAAUCACACUGUUUAGCAGGCUUUUGUAUCAAUAAUUAUAAAUAUGAUAAUUGACGAUUUUUUUUAUUCAAGAAGAGUGAGUUUACUUAACUGAGAUGAGAUGUAAAUUUUAAUGUGCCUUUACCAGUAAAUAUUAUGAUAAACUUGACCUUGAAAAGCCCUUUAACUAAAGCGUAUUUUGAAACGUAACUAGCUGUUAAUAAUAGUUAAAUAUGACAGACAUUAAGUAAUUAGCAGUUACAAAAUUUCGAAAAAAAAACAUCGCGUUACUAUAUUUAAAGAAGAAACGCAUUGUACGGAUAUAUAAUUUCAACAAAUGGAGCAAGAUAAUAUAUCUUACGCGCAAUCCGUGAAUGACCGAGAAAGUGCUUAUUCAGAUAAUGGACAAAUAGAUAGUUGUCAAUUGAACUAUAUGCAGCAGAGAAAUAGGGAGGAAUCGUUAUAUAAAAAGUGGUUAAUACAGCGACGUAACUUGGUGCAAACAUAUCAAAGAAGAAUGAAAGAUGUAGUAGUGCAAUCGGGCGAAAAAUUUGUAAGUUUUGCACGUAAAUGGUACAUCAGUCAAGGCUACUCUUUUGUACCAGAGGUGAUCGAUCUCAAAGACAAACUGAAAUUCGGCACAUAUCACCCUAUAUCUGAAAAAAUAUUGGAUAUAAUUGACAAAAUACAACGUUCGAUAGAUACUUACAUGCAUCGCUUCAUCACUGUACACCGAUUCAUGUACAAUGCGAGAAGAAGUUACAAGGAUAUGCAGUUCUCCAUUAAUUCUAACGUUAUUACAGAAAUAAAAUUAAUAUUUACAGAGAACGUAUGGCCAAGCGAUAUACGAAAAUUAAACAUCAGAGACACGAUUGUCGUAAAACUGACGUUAAAUGAAAAUGUUCAAAUUUGCAAUGUCGUUUACAAGUAUAUAUACAUUCAAGCAUCAAAAGAUACAAAAGAAAAUAUUUAUAAAUUAGGAUUUAAGUUGAAAAAUUUUUACAAUUUUCCUUUAGAGGUGGCAUUUGACAAAUUUAUGAAGGAAGAAAAUUGUAGUGAACGAGAAAAUUCCGAAAGCACAAUUUAAAGAAUUGUUGUUAUAGAUUAUUACCAUAAAUUUAAUUAUGAGUUUGUUUCUAAGAUUUUCCUAUAUUUACAUUAUUAAUUUUUUUAUUUUCUAUUACUAAUGGAUAGAAUAAAUUGAUUUGCAGUUAAUUGAUGUAAUUAUUGAAUACAACUUUUUGAUUUGUAGUACAUUUUUUAGAUAUUCAUAUUUUUUUUAUUAUACACAAUAUUAUUAUAAUAUACCUACC
Messenger RNA from Nylanderia fulva, 1502 nucleotides. RefSeq lists its product as uncharacterized. The record is from RefSeq and is a predicted model, not a curated record. Lineage: Eukaryota; Metazoa; Arthropoda; Insecta; Hymenoptera; Formicidae.